Podarcis lilfordi (Lilford's wall lizard) is the source of this 8456-nucleotide messenger RNA. The record is from the annotation of a GenBank genome assembly. NCBI's taxonomy places the organism in Eukaryota, Metazoa, Chordata, Lepidosauria, Squamata, Lacertidae.
AUGGAAAUAAACAAGUUUGGUUCCACACUUGCAUCAGCAUCGCCUGGGCAACCUGGGAGCGAAUUGCAACAUGAGGCAUUGUUUAUGUUCCAAAAAGGAGGGGGUAGAGGAGGAAUUGGAAAGCUGAGUAACAUCCCCACUCCUUAUUUGAAAUCUACAUCCAGAUUUCCAUUCCAUCCAGAGAAGCAGCAUCAGGGGUAUGGGUGACUGACACAACCAAUUACUACUUUGAUUGGUAACUGAAAUCCUAAGACCUUUGUUUGCUGUGUAUUAGAAUGAUUAGGGUUAGGGAGCAUAGCAAUGCAAAGGCCAGUUGCCACCUCUCUUAGAAACAUGGCAUUGCAGCCCCUCCAAAGAAUUAGAAAGACACAGAAGAAAUUGUUUGUAUUCUCCAGAUGCUGCCCCACAGACCAUGCCACUAACAAGAUGACAAAAGGCAUUGUUUUUGUGCCCUGUAUUUAAGUUUUAUUCCCCACCCCCUCCAAAGUGCUCAGGGUGAGGGAUCAGGCCUGGUCUCAUGCUCUGGAGGUGGUCUCCCUUCAUUCUGCUCCUCUAUCCUGAAGGGCUCUGGGAUUGGGGUGGACACAGUUGUGGUUUUCCAGGGAGGAAGGGUCAGACUUAUGCUUGGAAUGUCUGGAAUCAGUAUUUUGGUACCUGGAAAAGGGCAGGCGGCAGCUUACUCAUGCCAAAUAUAAGCAGGAUAUAAAUGUAAGAAAACAACUAGCUAAAUAAAUACUCCCCCUUCAAUGCCAUCUAGGUCUUCAGCUGGUGGGUCAGGACUUCCACCAAUACUUCCACCAUGCAAAUAUAUGGUCAAUGAUGAAGAAAUGGGUCCCCAAAUACAUGUUACUGAAAAGGUUGGAGAUCCCUAUCUAGCCUUUCGUCCAUCAUAGAAUCACAGAACUGUAGAGUUGGGAAGGCCCAUGAGUGUCAUCCAGUCCAACCCCCUGCCAUGCAGGAAUCUUUUACCCAACAUGGUGCUCGAACCCAUGACCCUGAGAUUAAGAGUCCCAUGCUGCACCAACUGAGUUAUCCUAGGUUCAACAAGUCUUGUGGCAGCAAAUUCCACACAUUAAUGGUGAGUGUGCUUUGCUGCCAACAAAUAAGAACAUAAGAACAUAAGAAUCUGUUGGAUCUGGCCAAAGGGCAUCUAGUUCAGCAUUCUGUUCUCACAGUGACCAACCAGAUGCCUGUGGGAAACCUGCAAGCAGGAUCCAAGCACUCUCCUCCCAUGUUUCCAGCAACUGGUAUUCAGCAGGACAUAGUCAUCCUGACUAGUUGUCAUUGAUAGCUUUAUCCUCCUCUGUGAAUUUAUCCAGUCCUCUUUAAAAGCCAUCCAUGUUGGUGGUCAGCACUGCCUCCUGUGGGAGGGAGUUCCAUAGUUAAACUAAGCACUGUUUAUUGGGGCUUUGCUUAAUGCUAUCAACACACAUGAAACUAUUUCCCCAACUCCUGCCUGCUGGUUCCCCUUGCAUGUUUCUUUUGGUGUGUUUUCUACAUGGCUAUUUUGCUAUUAAUCAUCUCUAUUGUUUUCCUUCUGCUGUUUGGGAUCGUGCUACUGUUGCUUGAGCUGCUUGUAAUUAUAUUUUAUGGUUGCAAUUUCAUUCCAUGUUGUUCAUUUUAAAUUGUUCUGAGCUGCCUUGGGGACCUUGUUGUUGAAAGGCAGGCUGGGGGGGCAGUAAAAUCAGGGGUCGAUAACCUUUUUUUUUUUUUUUUUUAAAGUGCAAGGGCCAUAUUUGAUAACCAUCUGAGGGCCAUGUACCAGUGUUGAAUGGGGUUAGAGAAAAAAACUGGGUGGAACAACAGGAGGGACUCUUUGUGCAUUAGGCUAUAAUCCAGCUCCACAACCCCCCCCAAGUUUCUAUACCUACCCCUGCCCCCAUCUUCAUCCAGGAAAGCAAGAGGCUUUGAUCUCACAUUCCAGCCAGGCAAAAGCACUUGAAGAGGGCACAAAGCAGGGGCAGGGAGGCUUGUGACCUGGAGAGAGUGCUAAUGGUCAGAGAGAGAGAGGUCUGGUUGGUGGCAUGUGGCUCCUGGGCUGAGCCUCCCAUUCCUGGUUUAAAUAAACAAAGGCACCCAGACCUCUGGAUUCACCCUCAUUCCCUCAGCCCUUACAGUGCAGGGGCUGCAAAGGGGCUCUUCUCUGUCUGUUGUAGGACUAAAACUCCCAUCAUCCCAUGGUGACUGGGGCUGAUGGGAGUUGGAGUCCAACAAGCUCUUGGGAUGUUGAAUACCGUGGCCUAGGUACAUGCCCUUAAAUCACAUAAACAAGCAGCAAUCUCCAUUCUUUUAGCACUUAUGGUCCUUAUGUGGCCAAAACAGCACCAUCCAGCAAGCCUGGAGAAAACGGCAAGGUUUGAAGAUAGGAUAGGAUAGGAUAGGAUAGGAUAGGAUAGGAUAGGAUAAGAUCCCUCAGAGGAGAACACUCCCCCCUCCCCAAAUAGCCCAAUGUGAACUUAGCAUACUUAGUGGAAAUUGAAUACUGUUUGGGGUGGGGUAGAACGGAGUAGCUGGAACCCUGAGCUGCAACACUCCAUGGUGCAACAUUUUAUUGCAGGUUGGACUUGCAUUCAUUCAUUUACUUUCAUUCCCCAGAGCACUGGUGACACAUACGACUCCCCACUGCAGUGGGCACACUCCAAUGCUGACUUCCAGAGCCAAAGGUGCAGCUCAGCCUGUUAGUUGUCUUUCUGGUAUCUCUAAGCAUCCAGCCAGAGUGCCGGCCAUCAAGAAGCAGUAUGCGUCCAUCAGUGCCAAGUAUAAAGGUGAGCUGUGGGAAGAGAUGGGGCAAGAGAGAGAAAGAGAUGAGGAGUACAGAGGUACCCAUAUCUUUGCCAAUCUGGAUGUGUUCAACAGCAUUGUUGAAAGACCCUCUAUGAGAACAGGAUGCUGGACUCGGUGGCUGGCUGGCUUGAUCCAUCAGGGUUCCUUUUAUGUUCUUGUGGAAACCAAAGAAGGAAACUGAUCUACAUUUCUCAGUCACCAUCACAACUUUCUUCCAAGAGUACUGCUAGCAUGCGAGACAGUGCAUAUUUCCUUGUUAAUAAAUAAUAAUAAAUAAUAAAUUUUAUUUAUAUCCCGCCCUCCCCAGCCGAAGCUGGGCUCAGGGCAGCUAACAACAAUAAAAUAAUACAACAUUCUAAAAUCAUUUCAUUAUAAAAUUAAUUCAAAUCAAAUUGAUGGCAACCAUUGGGCUAGAGUUCUGUGAAGAUUGCCAAAGGAGGGAGUCAGGCUAAUAAUAAUUUUUUUUUCCUUUUGUUUUCCUUUUCCUGUGGCUGGUAUGUCACCACUGCUGUUGUCCUACCAGGGUAACGCUUGUUUAAAGGGGAUGAAGGAAGGGGGUUGGGAAAUUACAGGCAGAGCAUAGGUGGUUGAGUAAAAUGGGAAAUCUUCUCUGGCUUGAAUUAUAGUCCGAGCCACAGAAGAAUUCAGGUGCCUUGUAAUGCUCACUUCCUACUGCAAUGCAAAUAUCCUGGCCCAAGGCUAGCGAGAUUUUACCAGAGGGAGAAGAAAAGUAUGUUGUGGGACUUCCAUCAGCCCCAGCCAGUCUGGUUCAAUGGUCAGAGAUGAUGGGAGUUGGAGUGCAGCAACACCUGGAGAUCAAACACAUCCAUUCUUAAGGAAAUCAGCCCUGAGUGCUCACUGGAAGGACAGAUCGUGAAGCUGAGGCUCCAAUACUUUGGCCACCUCAUGAGAAGAGAAGACUCCCUGGAAAAGACCCUGAUGUUGGGAAAGAUGGAGGACACAAGGAGAAGGGGACAACAGAGGACGAGAUGGUUGGACAGUGUUCUCGAAGCUAGAAACAUGAGUCUGACCAAACUGCGGGAAGCAGUGGAAGACAGAAGUGCCCGGCAUGCUCUGGUCCAUGGGGUCACGAAGAGUCGGACACGACUAAAUGACUAAACAACAACAACAACAACAACAACACCUGGAGAGCUGUAGCUCCACAACCCAAUAUAUUAUUCAAUAUAUUAUUCAACACAAUAUAUUAUUCCAUUUUGCCCUUUUACUAUUACCCAGUGUGGCAGCUCAUAAUCUGCAAAUGCUAAUGGUUCCGGGUUGUCUUCCCAUUAUUUCCCCCCCCCCCUUGUGGUUCUCUUGCAGGGCCAGGACCUGGGAAGUAUGGUAGGCAGCCUCUCACUGGCAUUAAGGACCAUGACUUCACCAAGUAUGCUGAGCCAGCCUACACAAUGCGUGUGAAAUCCAGUGAAAGAUGUAAGAUGCUGACAAGUUAGGUUCUGUGUUAUUUGGGUUUCCCCAACAGUAUUAACUGACCCACAGGGUGAAGCUGGCUAAACAACUGUUAAAUUUGCUGGCAAAACAUUUGAACAGAGAUUGACAACCUGUGUUUUUGGGACUCUCUAAUUAUCGGGGCCACAGUUGAUGGGACCUGGGUGAUCCAUGAUCAAGAGCUGGGUGGCUUUCCAAAGUUUCCAUUCCAACUGGAUCAAUGGCACUGCAUGUAGGUGGCUAAUGUUUCUUGACUACAACUCCCAUCAGCCCCAGUCAGCAUGGUCAAGAAUGAUAGGAGUUGUAGUCCAGCAAGGGCUGGAGGGUCUUAUACUGCUGAUUUAGGGCCCUUCAUGGUAAAAUUAUGGCUGCACCAAAAUCAGGGUUCUCAGUUGUACAGCUGCGGACCUUAGUGGGAAGAGGAUGAUCUACACUUAAGCCAUGUUGAAGGAUAACAGGAAUGGAGGUGCAGGGGGGCGGAGCUUAACAUAUGCACUGCUAUCUAGCUAGUGGGUGCCUUUAAUUGAUAUCGGACAGGAAGUCAGUCAUUGCAACCAAGCUAAAUAGCUCAGAAUCCACACCAUGCCUCAUGCAGAAUUCUUCUUUCCUUUGCAAGUGAUCUCGAUCACGGAGAGUCCUGGGCCCUGCUACUAUGUGGACCCAAGCAUUUCCCGUCUAGGGAUAUGGAGACCAGUUUCAUUCCGCAUGGUGCAAGAGAGAAAGCGGCCAUGUAAGUUGAAAGAUGAGAGAUACUAUGAUGGUCAAGAUGGGGCUGGAGUGGCAUCUGUGCAAUUUUGUGAUGAAAAUGUUUCUUUCUCACCUUGUGCAAAGAAGGCUUGUUGGUCAAUCCCUGAACAUGAAAGAGAAGGAAUGAAAAAGAAUGAGUGUGAGUGAAUGAGCAGGUGUGUUAUGCAUGAAAAUGGAUGUGUGGGAGCAUUAUGUGUGGAGCUGUGCUAUUAAACCACUGAGUCUCUUGGGCUUGCUGAGCAGAAGGUUGGUGGUUCGAAUCCCUGAGACAGGGUGAGCUCCCAUUGCUCUGUUCCAGCUUCUGCCAAUCUAGCAGCUUGAAAGCAUACCUGUGCAAGUGGAUAAAUAGGUACUGCUCCAGGGGGAAGGUAAAUGGCGUUUCCAUGCACUCUGGCUUCUAUCACAGUGUCCCAGUGCACCAGAAUGCUGGCCACAUGACCCAGAAAGCUGUCUGUUCCUUCAGCCUGAAGUGAGAUGAGCGUCACACUGCAUAGACACCUUUGACUAUGUAUGUAAGGUCCUUUACCUUACAUUUACCUUUUACCUUUUACCUGCAUGCAUGUGGAUUUGUGUAUGAAUGACAGAGAGCAGGGGUAGACUUUGGUAAUACAGUUUUCUAAGUGAGGACAAAAUUUGGCACUUCCCCCAAUAUAUUUUAUUUCCACAGUAAUUCCUUUUGGUACAGUUGCUUUUUAAUGGGGUUUCUCAGUAGGUACCCACAUGAAUAUAAGUAUUAAUUAUUAUUAUUAUUAUUAUUAUUACUACUACUACUAUUAUUGCUACUACCAAUAUUAUUACUAGUAUUAUUAUUUUAUGCCCCCUUGGCUCAACACCCUGAGCAGGGGAACAGCCUGCACUGCCCUAGAUCUGGCAUUACAGAGAGAAGCAUAUGAAAAAGAGACAGGUGGCCUCACCCUCUUUUUUUAUCAGCCACACUCACUGUUUGUCCCAGCUCCACUAGUUUGCAAGCUCUGGAAGAUUGACUGCAUGGGAGUGUUGUCCCUAGGCUGUAAAAAUUUAUUCACUCUUUGAUAAAAAAAUUAUUUCUGAGUAGGGGGUGUCAAGAACCAGACAGAAAAACCAGCUAUGUACAGAGACCUUACCUAAGUGGGCUGUUUGAUGUGGGAGAUUGUCUGGGCUGAUAUCAAAGUGUAGUUUAAAAGCGUCUGUGACGCCCAUCCAUCCCUCCAUUCAUUCCGUGUGUGUGUGUGAUCCCUAUUGCUUUCCAGCUAUUGGCCUUGACCGAGUGGGGCUGCUCUGGAUAAAGGGGCAUUCAAGGAACUGGGGGAAAUAUAGUUUUCCUGAUUGGUGUUCCACCAAGUCAACUGGGUUGAAAAACACUUUUUACCAUUAGGGUGUCUAAGUGUCCUACUUUACAAAGGGCAGUCCUCUAGGCAAAGGGUUCUUCCGUGUGCUUUAUAUAUUAAUAGUAACACCUUGAACCUGGCCUGGUAGCAAAUCAGCAGCCAAUGCAGAUCUUUGAGCACAGGUGUUAUAUGCUGACAAGGUCUCACUCCUGCCAGCAAUCAUGUUGCAACAUUCUGGUCAAUCACGCUGGAAGUCUCAUCUUCCUGAUGCCAAGGGACCAUAAGAUGUUGAGCAUGUGGCUGAUGAACGGACAGACAGGAGAGCCACCAAAAACAGAAUAAGGGAAAACAAGAGGGUUAUGUUGCUUUAGAGUCAUAAUCUAGGAAGUAGUCUGGAGGGCACCUAUGGAAUUAACACUUAAUGACAGUGAAUUGCAAGGGAAGAUGUCAUGGAAGAGAUUAAUAGCAGUGCACUCUUAACUCCACAGGUGAUACACUUAGUUAGAAAGGCUGCUAGGAGAGGAGAUUGGAGGACAAUGCCAUGAUUUUAAAAAGUGGGGGGGGGGAUUUUCAGUCAAGGCAAGGAGGAUAGUGCCUCUUCCUCCAACAUCCUCAAAGUCACAACAGUUUACAAAUGAUUCAGCUUAAGAACAAGUAGAAUUCUCAAAUUUAGAGAGAGAAAGAGAGAGAGAAUAUGCAAGGCUUGUCAUCUACAAGGAGGAGCAGAGUAUUGUAGCAAAUACAUGGGGAAUGCUUUUCCCUUUCUUUUGAGAAGCAUCAAUGGCAGAUUAGGAUCUACUAAUAGAUCAAUAAGUGGGAGUUUUUUACUCCUAACAUUAGCAAGUAAAACAGCAACUUAAAAAACAAACAAACCCUGCAUGGCAGAUUGCUCCUUCUCUUUAAGCCUCAAUGUUUCUCAGAUUUUACGUCCAUCAUUCCUGCCUCCUCCUGUGCUCCUGUAGAAUAUGAUGUACCCACAGGUUUAUCCACAUGCUCAACAGUGGGGAGCACCAAGUGAGGGGUGUCACCUAUCUGCUCUUGGCUUGCAGUUAUAUCUUGUACGCCUGCCCCAAAUGAGUAUUACGUGGAGAAGAUACACCCACUUGAAGAGUCGAAUGCACCAGCGUACACUAUGGGCCUUCGAACGCACUACUGGGUGAGCAGCCCAAACCCAGCACCCAACCAAUACACCCUUCCACAGACACUGGGUCCAAAGCUGCCUGUCAAACCUGCAGCUCCCUGCCUCUCAAUGGCAUCCAGUGCCUCUGUGUGGGGCUAUGCUAAAGACCUGGUGAGAGGGCCUGGCCCGGCAAUGUAUACCAUACCUGAACCAGAUGUUUACCUGUGCCACCAGCCAUCCUACAGCAUCUCCCAAAGGUUUGCUUCCUCCAGCAAGAACUAUACGCCAGGACCCCCUGACUACAAUGCAGAGCUGGUCACCGCCGACAAACCCAGAGCCCCACGGUUCAGUCUUGGGAUUCGUCACUCUGAGUAUUCUCAUGGCACACCUCCAGUUUGUUUACUCAAAGAGUGAGGGAGGACUCACAGGCCACAGAGGUGACUUGCCCCUUUGGGUAGACCCACCUCCAAAUAAUUCCAUUGUGACACAGUGUCAGGAAGCAGGUGUAAAUAGCUUGUUUCAGAGGGAGAGAUUCUGAUGAACUUUGAACACGUUUGGGCUAUGCCAGGGUCAGGUAAUUGGGGAGGGGGACUAGAUAGCUCUUGACUUAGGAAAGCCCUCCUUUGUGAGACAGGGGGUCUGCCUUGGUUCUUGGCAAAAUCCUUUCUCUAUUCUUCCUCCUUCCAGUGUGCAUUACUAGUGUUUUAUUUUUAUUUCUAAGGAACUGGCUAGCAUAGGGUGAAGUGUUUCUCACCCCAGCACUUAAUUCGCUUUCUGUUGCAGAAGAUUAUUGGGAAGAAGGCUAAGAUGCUCUUUUUGCUCAUAUAAGAAACAGUUUUAUAAUUUUAUAAGUAUUACCUUUUUUUUUUUACAAAGCUCCAUAUAUAUUUAUUUUUCUUGCUACUAUUCUAUUUACACUGAGAAUGAAAUGCAAAAUGAGAGAGCUGUUUUUAAUAUUGUGUUUUACCAGUGUAUAUUGAAGAGCCUUCCAAAGAGUGAAUUUAUAGGGCAGUCUAUGUAACUUGCUUACAUGUUACUUGCUUUGCGUAAGU